CAGCUUUUUAAUUUAAAAAAAAACAUCAGCUGGUGAAAAAACGUAAAACUAAAAAGUUAAGAAAAUGAACACUCUAUGGAGACGAAGUACAGCAUCCUUAUUCUUAUAUCGAAAUUUAAAACCAGUAUUUUUUAAAACACCUAGACUUCAUCAUAUAUUAUGUGAAAACUUUGAUUUAACCUCGAAACACAAUCUGCCUUCUAGCAGUUCCUUUAUUUUUAGUAGAUUAAAGUCUAAAAAGCAAAUAGACUCUGAUGAUGAAGAUAAUUUCAAUGACGAUACUUCACUAUCUAAAGACUCAAAAGUUGUAAAGUUUAACACAACUUCCAUGAGAACUGAUGUCAUAUUAAAAUCUGCAUUAGGAGUAGCUAGAAAUAAAAUAGAGCAAGUGUUCUAUGAAAGCAAAAUAAGGCUGAAUGGAAAAAAAAUACUCAAGAAAAGUGCUUCAACUAAAGUAGGUGAUGAGAUUGAUGUAAUAAAAGCUGUAAGUCCUAAAAAUACUGAUCACUUAAUUGUCUCCAGGGUAGAAAUAUUAAAUAUAACAGCAAAUGAAGAUGCCAUAACAGUUACAGCUCGUCGGUUCAAAUCUUUGCUUAUUGAAAAUUAUGAAAAGGAUGCUUACAAAUCUUCAGUUGAUUCUGAAGCAGAUAAAUAAUAUAAAAAAUUAGUUUAGGUAGUUUAUUUGUAAAUAAAAUAUUAUAAAUAAAACGAAAAAGGUUAAAGUACUUAUUUU
Molecule: messenger RNA, 733 nt
Organism: Chilo suppressalis (striped riceborer)
Lineage: Eukaryota; Metazoa; Arthropoda; Insecta; Lepidoptera; Crambidae
Source: the annotation of a GenBank genome assembly